GGGAGUGCGGCUCGCGUCCAAUCAGAAUGCGCAUUGUUGGUGGAGCGGUCGGACUGGUGGUAAGGGGAGCGGCGCACUGAGAGUAGUUGGAUUUAUUCUUUGAUCCGGAAUGAGCUCCAUCGGUACCGGGUAUGAUUUGUCAGCAUCAACUUUUUCUCCUGAUGGACGAGUUUUCCAGGUUGAAUAUGCAAUGAAAGCUGUUGAAAACAGCAGCACAGCCAUUGGGAUAAGAUGUAAAGAUGGAGUCGUCUUUGGAGUAGAGAAACUGGUUCUUUCUAAACUGUAUGAACAGGGCUCUAACAAACGUAUAUUUAAUAUUGAUCGUCAUGUAGGAAUGGCAGUAGCAGGUCUUCUGGCAGAUGCACGAUCUCUUACUGAUAUUGCAAGAGAAGAAGCUUCCAACUUUAGGUCCAAUUAUGGAUACGAUAUUCCAUUGAGGCAUCUGGCAGACAGAGUAGCAAUGUACGUCCAUGCUUACACAUUAUAUAGUGCUGUGAGGCCGUUUGGAAGCAGUUUUAUUAUGGGGUCUUAUGACAAGGAUGAUGGUGCUCAGAUGUACAUGAUUGACCCUUCAGGGGUGUCCCAUGGUUACUGGGGAUGUGCAAUUGGAAAAGCUAAAGAAGCAGCAAAAACAGAAAUUGAGAAGCUACAGAUGAAAGAUAUGACUUGCAGGGAAGUGGUUAAAGAAGUUGCAAAAAUAAUCUACAUCGUCCAUGAUGAAGUAAAGGAUAAAUCUUUCGAGUUGGAGCUAAGCUGGGUUGGAGAAAUUACAAAAGGCAGGCAUGAACUUGUACCUAAAGAUAUAAAGGAGGAAGCAGAAAAAUACGCCAAAGAAUCUCUUGAGGAAGAUGAUGAAUCUGAUGAAGACAACAUGUAAUUAAUUCAAAUAUACAGUACAAUUUGUAAUGACUCCUACCUUUUUAUUUUUAAAGUUAGAAUCAUAGUAUCAAGUUUGAAGUGUUUUCUCAUGUUUGUAAAUUUGAACUUGACCAAAUACUUGUAGAAAUGGAGCUGGAGGCAACUUCCUGCUGUUAAAAGGUGUAAUAUUAUUGGUCACAGUCUGACCAAAAUAAAAUUUUGUCCAUUGA
This is a messenger RNA of Pristis pectinata (smalltooth sawfish), 1088 nucleotides long. RefSeq names its product proteasome 20S subunit alpha 3 (gene psma3). Gene Ontology annotation, cellular component: proteasome core complex, alpha-subunit complex; nucleus; synapse. The record is from RefSeq and is a predicted model, not a curated record. The transcript is spliced from 11 exons. Lineage: Eukaryota; Metazoa; Chordata; Chondrichthyes; Rhinopristiformes; Pristidae. Gene Ontology annotation, biological process: ubiquitin-dependent protein catabolic process. Bases 110 to 877 code for a protein of 255 amino acids.